AUGACUCCCAACGGUGAUGCAGUUCAACUACCCGCCGGAAGCACCAAGGGUCUAGCCAACUAUCCCCACGGACGAAUCGCACCUGCUGGAUCCCGUACCCUCUACAUUUCAGGCACAUCAUCAAGGCGCGCAGAUGGGGAAGUUGAUGGGGUGACUGUUAAGGCGGAUGGAAGCUUGUCGUUCAGUGCUGGGGAGCAGACAAAAGCCAUUCUGAAGAAAAUCGAGGUCAUCAUCAAGCAGGCAACAGGAGGCACCGGUGGUCUUGACAACAUAAUUGAUGCCACUAUCUUCCUGGUCAAUAUCAAGGACGACUAUGCUGGAAUGAAUGCUGUUUGGAACAGCUUUUUCCCAGAUGCAAAUGCCGCACCCACCCGCACGGCCAUCGAGGUCAAAGCACUGCCCAGCCCUAAGCUCAUUGUCGAGAUUAAGUGCACCGCGCUUGUUCCCUGA
Clonostachys rhizophaga is the source of this 450-nucleotide messenger RNA. NCBI's taxonomy places the organism in Eukaryota, Fungi, Ascomycota, Sordariomycetes, Hypocreales, Bionectriaceae. The record is from the annotation of a GenBank genome assembly.